GGUUGCAACAAUGUAUCGAAGGAGCCGAAACCGAAGAAGAGAUUGUGCGCGAAAACAAGGCUUAACGAUAUAAUCAGAAAACCACACACACAUUUUAAAAACCAGCUUUUGGUCAUAUUGUUUAGAAAUUUGUAUCAAUAUUUUUUAUCCUCUAAAGCUUCCAAAUUUUGUGGCCGUUAUGAUUUAUAGGCUGAUGUCGUAGCGGUGUGUGUUUAAGGGCCUCCACGAGGUCAGACCUGCUAGCUUCUUAUUGUCACGUUUUGGGAACUGAAGUCCAGAAUGUCCAGCUUUAACUUCGGCACAAGCACUCUCGGGUCCUCCAACACCGGCGGGGGGUUCUCUUUUGGAGCUGCGACAAGCACACCUGCUGCAGGCACAGGUGGAUUCACGCUUGGAGGUUUUGGUACAGCUGCUUCCACACCGGCCACCACUAGUACCACCUCAUCAAUAGGCUUUGGGUCCAGCUUAUUUGCACAGAAACCUACAACUGGAUUAAGCUUUAACACACCUGCCUCAGGUGCUGCUGCUGCAUCAUCUACUGGCCUUACAUUAGGGAGUCUUACAACCUCUAUGGCUUCCAAUGUUUCAACUGGGUUCAGCCUGGGCUUUGGAAAGCCAUCUGCCUCAGCUGCACCUUUUUCACUGACGACCACAACGGCUGCACCAGCAGGCACAGGCCUGACCCUAGGAUCAGUCCUCACCUCCACAGCUCCUCAGACCAGCUCCACUGGCUUCUCCCUCAACUUGGGAGGAGCAGCCACCACUUCCUCUGCUCCCGCCUCUGGUUUUUCCUUUGGUUCUGGUCUCUUCUCCAACACCGCCUCAACAGGUUUGGGACAGUCCAUUUUAGGUGGAGGUUUGAAUCUAGGCAGUUUGGUCUCUACCUCUGUUGCUACCACCUCUGCCCCGGCACCCAGUCUCGGCCUGGGUGGAGUCGACUUCAGUACUUCCUCUGAAAAGAGUAAUGACAAAUUAUCCAGCACCAGACCUGAGGAUAGUAAAGCUCUCAAAGAUGAAAACUUACCAGGUCCAAUAUGUCAAGAUGUGGACUACUUUCAGAAGUUUGUCAAGGAACAGAAGCAAGUGCAAGAGGAGAUCAGCCGGAUGUCCUCUAAAGCCAUUCUCAAAGUGCAGGAGGACAUCAAAACCCUCAGACAGCUCCUGUCUGUCUCUGCCAGUGGACUGCAGAGAAAUUCACUCUCCAUAGACAAACUGAAGAUGGAAACUUCUCAGGAAUUGAAGAACGCAGAUAUCGCACUCCGAACCCAGAAAACCCCUCCUGGACUCCAACAUGAGAACACAGCACCUUCUGAUUAUUUCCGGGCUCUGGUGGAGCAGUUUGAGGUGCAGUUACAGCAGUACCGCCAGCAGAUCGAAGAACUGGAGAAUCAUCUGACCACCCAGAGCAAUGGCUCCCACAUCACCCCUCAAGAUUUGUCCCUGGCCAUGCAGAAACUCUACCAGACUUUUGUUGCUCUUGCUGCGCAGUUGCAGGGAGUUCAUGAGAAUGUUAAGACCCUAAAACAUCAGUACCUGAGCUACAGACGAGCCUUUCUGGAGGACUCCACUGACGUGUUCGAGUCGAAGCGUGCUGCCAAUAAGAAGUGGCAGAGCUCUCUGCACGUCACCACAGGCCCCGCCCCCUUUGGCAGUGUUCCCAAUGCAGCAGCCGUUGCCAUGGCUGCCACUCUCACACAGCAGCAGCAACCGGCUCCAGGACCACAGGCGCCCCUGGGGGCCAGUUUUGGCACUACAUUUUCAUCGGGUAUUGGCAGUAGCAUGGGCUCAUCCAGCCAUGGAGCGUUUGGUAGCGGCCCUGGGUUUGGGGGCGUGGCAACAGGAGGUUUGUCGUUCGGGUUUUCCUCUAGCAAGCCAUCUGGAGGGAGCCUGAGCGCAGGGUUUGGAACUUCCAACACUUCAGGCUUCAACUUUAGUAACCCAGGCAUCAACGCUUCGGCUGGGCUGACUUUUGGUGUCUCCAACACACAGACUCCUGGUUUUGGGACAGGUGGGCCACUGCUACAGCUCAAAAAGCCCCCAGUGGGCAACAAGAGGGGCAAGAGAUAAAACGGCAUUUUGGAAUGAGGAUAAAAGGAAAUAUCACGAGGUUAAGACAAUGUGUGUCUCAGAUCUGUGUGUGUGAGUGUGUCUGUACAUAUAAAUAUUCUUUUUUUGGCCAUUAAGGGAUAUUUGAGAAUGUUCUGUUUGGUUUUCCCUUUUACCCUUCUGACCGUGCCAUGUUCUCUAUAUUUGUUUACCAUCAACUACAGUGAUAUCUUGGAAGAACAAAAGAUUGUAUUAGCAAAACCCGACCAGUGUCAGAUGAAUUGCAUAAGACCUAAUGCAGUGUAUGUUGUCCUGCACUGAAAACCCGUGAAGGUAUGUCAAUGUAGACGCUCUUGGUAUUGAAGAUAUUCAUGAACUGAGUUUACCUGUGUGUUUGUAGCUUUAUUUUCAUUCACAUGCUUUGUGAUUGUAAAUGUUUCAUAUAAGUAAAUUCCACCAAACAGAUGUCAACCUGUAUGAAAACAACUUAAGUUUGUAUAACCCAUUCGUUUGUCUUUUUGUUUUCAUUACCAAAUAGUGAAAUGUUUUUCUAUACUCAAGCAAAAAAAUGUGCAAACAAGUAUUUUUUGACAUAAGAGGCAUUUAUUAUUAAAAGAAAGCGACCAUGA
Molecule: messenger RNA, 2675 nt
Organism: Myxocyprinus asiaticus (Chinese sucker)
Lineage: Eukaryota; Metazoa; Chordata; Actinopteri; Cypriniformes; Catostomidae
Product: nucleoporin p58/p45-like
Exons: 14
Coding region: 280-2067 (595 amino acids)
Biological process (GO): nucleocytoplasmic transport
Cellular component (GO): nuclear pore
Molecular function (GO): structural constituent of nuclear pore
Source: RefSeq, a predicted model, not a curated record